Messenger RNA from Micropterus dolomieu (smallmouth bass), 2658 nucleotides. It is a transcript of the gene bbs1, whose product is annotated as Bardet-Biedl syndrome 1. Bases 471 to 2222 code for a protein of 583 amino acids. The record is from RefSeq and is a predicted model, not a curated record. NCBI's taxonomy places the organism in Eukaryota, Metazoa, Chordata, Actinopteri, Centrarchiformes, Centrarchidae. Gene Ontology annotation, molecular function: smoothened binding; patched binding. The transcript is spliced from 7 exons. Gene Ontology annotation, biological process: non-motile cilium assembly; protein localization to cilium. Gene Ontology annotation, cellular component: axoneme; BBSome; centrosome.
UUUUCCUGAGUGUACUGGACGUCACUGCGUGCAGUUUUACAGAAAACUCUUGUUGUUUUAUUUUACAGUAUUUAUAGCCGCGGAUUCCUAAAAGGUAAACAGUAAACGUGAGAGUGACGUCAUCGGCCGGGGACAGAGGAGGCGGAUUGGAAGCGGAUUUAGGGAUCAGGGUUUCGGAGACGGCAGCUGCACCUGGACCACUUUACCCGGGUCACUCCUGCCUCUGCGGACCCGUUUCAUUAAAGAGACGUCGCGCCGCUUCGUGAUAAACGCCGGUAAAACACGUUAGGACGUCGCGAGGACACGCAGCAACACGGUUUCCUUGACAACGGUGCGGGCGCGUCAUUGCCGAUCAGCUGCUGACAGAUUAUUGAUCCACGCGGCGAUGAUCGUGGCUCGAUGUAGACUUCACGUCAUGUUUGUGGUGUUGACCCUGGCCUCGCCUGUCCCGCAGGUGUCACGCUGCCACCAUGUCGUCCGGGGACUCGAGCGGUGACGGUGGGAAGUGGCUGGACGCUCACUACGACCCUGUGGCGGGCCUGUACACCUUCUCCUCCUGCGUGGACCUGGCCGACCUGAGCGGCGACGGGGAGACUCGGCUGGUGGUGGGGGACCUGGGCUCCGGCUCGACGGGCAUGAAGCUGAAGGUGUACCGGGGCACGGCGCUGAUGAGCGAGAGCACCCUGCUGGACCUGCCCGCCGGCCUCGUCGCCUUCUUCAUGGACCUGCACGAGCCGCGCAUCCCCGCCGUGGCCGUGGCGUCCGGGCCCUGCAUCUACGUCUACAAAAACCUCCGUCCGUACUUCAAGUUCACGCUGCCCGGCCUGGAGGUCAACACGCUGGAGCAGGACGUGUGGCGGCAGGUGAGGGAGGGUGAGAUCGACCCUCUGACCCUGAAGGAGAUGUUGGAGAGCAUCAGGAAGAAGGCCGACGUCCCGCUGUCCGUCCGCUCGCUCAGGUUCCUCUCUCUGGAGACCGCCGACAUGGACGAGUACGUCCACCUGCACAAACAGCAGCCAAUCAAACGGCAGACCGUCAUCACCUGCAUCGGGACUCUGAAGAAGAGCACGGCCGACGAGGACGGCGUCAGCUGUCUGGUGAUCGGCACGGAGAGCUGCGACGUCUACGUCCUCGACCCCGAAGCGUUCAUCGUCCUCUCCAAGAUGUCGCUGCCCGCCGCUCCCACCUUGAUGGACGUUACGGGUCAGUUCGACGUGGAGUUUCGCAUCACGGUGGCGUGUCGCAACGGCAACAUCUACAUCCUGCGCAGGGAGUCGGAAAAACCGAAGUACUGCAUCGAGCUGCCGUCUCACCCGGUGGGUCUGGUGAGGGUCGGGAAGAACGUGGUGGUCGGCUGCACCGACGAGAGCCUGCAGGGCUUCACCCAGAAGGGGAAGAAGCUGUGGAAGGCCGUCCUCCCCGCUCCCAUCAUCACCAUGGCUGCCAUGGACCUCCCCACCAGGGGCUUCCAGGCGGUUCUUGUGGGUCUGGCCAACUGUGAGGUCCAGCUGUACCGGGACAAGAACCUGCUGAGCACCAUCAAGACGCCCGACGUGGUCACCAGCAUCUGCUUUGGCCGGUACGGGCGCGAGGACGGGACCCUCAUCAUGACCACCAAGGGAGGGGGCCUGAUGGUGAAGAUCCUGAAGAGGACAGCGGCCUUCGAAGACAGGGACACCGCCCCCGGGCCGCCGCUGGCCCAGAGCAUCCGCCUCAACGUGCCCAAGAAGACCAAGCUGUACGUGGACCAGACACUGAGGGAGCGCGAGAAUGGCCUGGCCAUGCACAACGCCUUCCAGAUGGACCUGAGCCGACUGCGUCUGGCCACCGCCAAAGCCUACGUCAAAGCCCUGGAGUCCAGCCUGACGCCGAUGUCCUCCAGCCUCACCGAGCCGCUCAAGAUGAACGCUGUGGUGCAGGGUCUGGGCCCAUCCUUCAAACUGACCCUCAACAUCCAGAACACGGCAGCAUGUCGGCCCGUCAUGAACCUGGCCAUCAGCUUUCUGUACGACGAGAGCCUGUACAGGAUGAGGAACUCGUACAUGAGGAUCCCACUGCUGGUGCCCGGACUCAUCUACCCGGUCGAGACCUUCGUGGAGUGCACCAGCGACAUGGGCAUCUCUGACAUCAUCAAGGUGUUCGUGCUGCACGAGGGGAAGAGCUCCCCGCUGCUGACCGCCCACAUCAACAUGCCCGUCAGCGAGGGACUGACGCUCAACUGACGACUUUAUUACCCCUUGUAGUCGGUUCAGAUCGAAGUCGCUCCGAAUCCGCUCCGCUGGUUGUUUUGAUCUUCACACGAGUAAGUUGUGUCUAAAUUGUUGUGUCUGCAGAGACAACUCGUACCAACCGACCGACCGGAGUCUAAUUCAGCCGGACUAACUAACACCCUGAGACUGGUUUAAAACAAGACUCUCGGUCCAGUCAGACCACCAACAGGACCGUGAGAGAGUAGAUGUCUUGACUGCUGAUAGAUUUAUGUUAAGAAAGCGAUCUCUGAUCUGUAGAAGUGCUGUGUAGCCUGUAUAUAAAUAUUAGAUCAUCUGGUGCCCAUGGUAAACCUGUGUCUGCACGUGGUUUAACGUGGUCCCCUAUUUGUAAUGUUGUCAAUAUAUUUAUAAAAGAUCCAGUCUGGACUAAUAAAGCUGAUUAAAGUUA